Molecule: messenger RNA, 2854 nt
Organism: Oncorhynchus masou masou (cherry salmon)
Lineage: Eukaryota; Metazoa; Chordata; Actinopteri; Salmoniformes; Salmonidae
Product: zinc finger protein 34-like
Exons: 7
Coding region: 191-2488 (765 amino acids)
Biological process (GO): regulation of gene expression
Cellular component (GO): nucleus
Source: RefSeq, a predicted model, not a curated record
GGCAGUAAUGAUCUUAUGCUGCCAAUCUUAUUGUUAAUAGUCUGGUCAAAACUCUUCUGGUUUUGGUUCCGUUUACAGCUGUUGUCGCCAUUUUCAUAAAUCGUCAGUAAGUUGGUGAUAGCUAUCUAUCAUGCUAGUUACCUUUACUGUUAGAUUACUGCCUAUCGUACAUAUUUGGUAACAUUCCGGCAUGGACAAACGAGUCAAGAAGAGGACAGCCAGUACGGCUCCCCCACUUCCUCUCUCCUCUUUGCGACUAUUGGUUUCUCCCCUGCGGCUGAUGUAUUCAUUUGUAUGGCAUGUGGUGAAUCAACGCAAUGUGAUGCACUAUGGGAAGGUCGAGGAGUUUGUAACUGUGGUGACUGAAGCUGUUCCAAAGUUGCUGAGUUACAAACAGAGGGCUCAACUCAUCCUGGGCCUGAGAGCAAGGAUGAUCUUGGAGCUGUUCCGCAAGGACCCACCCAACCUUCAGGACAUCCAACGUCUCCUGGAAAAGAUGAACAUCUUUGGGCAGCAAGAUGCAGAAGUGGAGGAGUCGCAGGCUAACUUUGUGGCGCUGGUCCAAACCUUGCUGAAAAACCCUUAUGAGAGGAAGCACUUUUUCCAGGAGGAGUUCCAUACACAGUAUGGCUCCAAGUAUGACACAGCACUGCAGGCACUUGUGGGAGGCUUGGUCCUCAAACUGGAACGACUGCUAUCUGUGCCAGAUCUCUCCCAGAUAGUGUCCAUUAUCAGUGCUGCCCCCUCUGACCUGGAGGAGUGUGGACAGUCUGUGUCUGACCCUGAGCACCUGAAGAUCCUCCUCCAGCACCAGAACCUGCUAAAUAAGAAUCAGUUUGUACCUGUCACGACUUCGGUGGGUGACUGUGUGCUGUCCUCGCUGUCCUUCCGCCUCGCUUGUGGAAUGCCAUCAAUGGAGCCAGAUUUUGACGAGCCAUCAGAAUCAUUAGAAGCCGCUCUAAGCAUCAUGAACCCUGCCCCCUUCAGUAACUUGGAGGAUCUGGGAAUGAUGUCAGAUGACUCUGACCAUGCUGGAGAAGAUGAGGAUGUACUGCCAGAGAAUGCCGUGGUCUGCUCUAGUCCUCAAGGUGUUAGCGGACUAGUGGGAGGGUCACCAUCAAAAGGGGCACCAACAGUAAGGAGUAUGCUGCAAACGAUGAGACAGCAACAGCUUGUAUCACUGAUGAAUACAUCCGUCACUGAAGCCUCUCCUUCACAGACAGUCAUCCCUGCCACGGAUAACCAGCCGGGCGAGCUGACGAGUGUCGACCAGUGGGUCCCCCAUAUUGCCAGUUACACUUUAUCGCUCCAUUCCUUGCCACCCCUUCCACAAAACGAUCAUUUGGACAAGGAGAUGGAGUCGGCCGACACAGGUCUCGGGAGCAGUGUGGUGAUCGGGGGUCAGGAAACAGAGGUCGAUCUCUUUGAGAGUUCCAUUAUCCAAAGGAAGAGGGUGCAAAAGCCACUACAAGUAGCGUGCUCGAAAAAGAGAGAACCUGCAACCAACUCCUGCCAAGAGUGUGGGAAGCGUUUUCUGUCUCGGGGACGGCUGGAGGAUCACCUCCGCAUACACACAGGAGAGAAACCUUUCAAAUGCCCCGAUUGUAACAGGUUCUUCAGGACGUCGGCACUCCUGACAAACCAUAUGAAAAUUCACUCUGAUGUGCGGCCCUUUAGCUGCGACGAGUGCGGCAAAUGCUUUCGGAGAAAGGUUGGCCUUCAGAAUCACCAUCGCGUCCACACGGAUGCUAGACCAUACAAAUGCACCAUCUGUGGAAAGGGCUUCACGCAGGUACAGUACUGCAAACGACACAUGGAUUGUCAUACAAGUGAGAAUACCUAUUUCUGCACUCAUUGUCCGAAGAGCUUCCCAACCCAAUUCCAGCUGUCCUCCCACCAGCGCUGGCACACCACGGACCGCCCGUACGCCUGUGAGCAGUGUGGGUUGCGCUUCUUUAUGCCAAGCUUGUUAAAGAGACACAUGGGCUACCACAUUGGGAACCGCCAGUUCCUGUGUGCCCAGUGCGGAAGGACCUUUGUCUAUGAGUUUGACCUAAAGAGACACCAAAAAGACCAUGACCCCAGUCCCAAACUCCCCUGCCCUGUCUGCCAGAAGAUGUUUGGCAACAACAGCCUACUCCAGGCCCACGUACGCAGGCACUCUUCAGAGAAACCUUACAGAUGUGACAUAUGCGACAAGACCUUUAAAGACAGCGGGGGCCUGCGCAUACACAAGCGUGGGCUGCACUCGAACGAACGCCCUUACAGCUGCGACGAGUGUGGGAAGACCUACAAACUCCACACGCACCUGAGGGAGCACAAGUUUAAACACACAGGGGAGGGCCACAGCUGUGGCCAGUGUGGAAAAGCCUUCAGGUACCUGCGUCUCCUGAAGUUGCACGAGCGCUCGCACUCCGAGCCAUCAGAGCUCACGCUGCGAAACAGUCACACCAGCCAUCGUAGGAGGCUAUCCUCCAAAAGGAGUUGAUUUUCUCACAUGUUCACACCUUUCACUGUGGCUACAGUAAUAUACAACAGUAUUCAAGAGAACAUGGUUUUAACCUGUUGACUUGGAUCAGGAUUGGGGGUCAAUUACUUUUUAAUUCAGGAUCUUCCUAUUAGAAAAUAAUUUCAGUUACUCCAACCCUGAUUUGGGUAGUCUCAUGGCUUCUCCCACAGUAUAAUCACCAGAGUGAUUCAGAUUCAAUAUUUAAUAAUCACAUGUACAGGGUUGCAGGUGUAAUUGCGGAUACAGUGAAAAUCUUAGGGUCCAAAACUUCAAGAGUGUAGUUCUUCAAUUUGUGCUUCUUGUUCUAUUGCAAUGUUCUUGUUUAAUUAAAAAGCUUAAAGGCUA